This is a messenger RNA of Ahaetulla prasina, 4542 nucleotides long. RefSeq names its product ataxin 7 like 1 (gene ATXN7L1). The transcript has 12 exons. Bases 91 to 2592 code for a protein of 833 amino acids. The record is from RefSeq and is a predicted model, not a curated record. Lineage: Eukaryota; Metazoa; Chordata; Lepidosauria; Squamata; Colubridae.
AAGAAGAGGAGGAGGAAGGAGCAGCUGCUGAGGAGGAGGAGGAGGAGGAGGAGGGGCGGCGCUGCUGCUGCUGCUGCCGCCGCUGCUGCCAUGGCGGCCCUGGGGCGGCCCGUGCCCAGUCCCGAGGCUUUCCUGGGGCAGCCCUGGGCCGCCUGGGUGCGGGAAGCCGCCGCCCCCGCCCCCCACAGUGUUGACCUAGAAGACUCUGGGAAAGAGGGCGGCAGCAGCGGCCGAGAGGUGAUGAGGCUUAAUAAAGAAGAUAUGCACUUAUUUGGCCAUUAUCCAGCUCAUGAUGAUUUCUAUCUAGUUGUGUGCAAUACCUGCAAUCAGGUUAUCAAGCCACAGGUUUUCCAGUCCCACUGCGAACGAAGACACGGUUCAAUGUGCAAAUCUUCCUCAUCUCCAGCAUCUCCAGGACCCUGUAAUUCCAGGGCAUGCCUAAUACAGAUGAAGCCGAAAUCCUGCAUCAGUGGCCAUAACUCCGUAAACAACAACGCAAAGCCAUUCAAAACGCCCAAAGACAAUCUCAUUACCUCCAGUAGCAAACUGCAUAUGGUCUUUUCUUCAAAAGUCUCAAGAGAUAAACCUUGUGUUCCUGUUCCCGUAGUCAGCCUAGAGAAAAUUCCUAACCUAGUGAAGGCAGAUGGUGCCAACGUUAAAAUGAACUCGACGGCCGCUCCCUCCGUCGCCGCCUCCUCCGCCUCUUCGUCAUCCACCAUCCCUGCUCCAAUUAAGUCCGCGUUGACAUCCAAAUCGGUGCCGCCGUCGCCCGAAAAGAUUCUGAACGGCAAAGGCGUUCUACUGCCACCUGUAGACAAGAAGCACCAAAACGGCACUAAAAACAGUAACAAGUCUUACAAGAGGGUUUCAGAAAGAGAGUUUGACCCAAAUAAACAUUGCGGAGUAGUGGACCCCGAAACCAAGAAACCCUGCACGAGGUCCCUCACCUGCAAGACUCAUUCUCUUAACUAUCGGCGAGCAGUUUUAGGUCGCAAAAAGCAGUUUGACAUCCUUCUAGCGGAACACAAAGCUCGAUCUCGGGACAAAGAAGUGACGAAAGACAAGGAACACCCACAAUCCGUAAGGGAAACGCAUCAAAGCCAACCCACAUCAGCGCCAGAUGCUGCAACAGGAACAUCCGUGAACUCUGGGCAAGAACCUAAAGGAGCAUCACCUGCCAAAUCUAGACAGCUCAACUCAGUAUUUCCUAGGUCCUCCUCUUCAAACGGCAUAAACAACAGCACCUCUUCAAAUCACAGCGGGAACGUACCAGAAUUGCCUCUCCCAGCCCUGGGAGGAGACUUACUCUGCAGAUUAUCCAGCGAUGAAGGAGAAGGAGAAGGAACCGAAGAAGCAGAAAAAUUAGACUGCUCAUUUUCGGGGCACCAUCCUCGGCCGCUUGGGUUCUGUUCAUUUGGAAGUCACCUGAUGGGAAGAGGAUACUACGUAUUUGACAGGAGAUGGGAUCAUUUUCGGCUAGCACUAAAUUCUAUGGUAGAAAAACACUUAAACUCACAAAUGUGGAAGAAGAUCCCUCCUGCGGUGGAUAGCCCCAUGCCGUCUCCAGCAGCCCAUAUCAGCAGCCCCUUCCCGUCCUCGGUCCUCCAACCUUUCAGUAAUCCCACCUCGGCCUACAUUCCCUCCGCGCCCGUCAGCUCAAGAAUCCCUCCUUCGUACGUCAUGACAUCCGCCAUGUUAUCCAACGCCGCUUUGGCGACGGCGUCGGACACGAACUCCAUAACGUCCCACGCCACCGCCUUCCCGCACGUGGCGGCCAGCCUGAGCAUCGUCGACUCCACUUUUAAGAUGCCGUCUGCCCUGUCGCCGCUGCCGGCCGUCAUCCCUUCCCCGUCUCACAAGCCAUCCAAAACGAAAACCAGCAAAUCCUCCAAAGUCAGAGACCUGUUGUGUCGCGGCGACGAGCCUUCGAGUAACAAAAAGAGAAAGCUGCCGUCAUCUUCCUCCUCCUCCUCCUCGUUAUCUUUGCAGACUUCCUCCUCGUCCUCGUUUUCAGGGGCGCACAGGAAGAACUGCGUCUUGAACCCCAGCUCCACCCUCAAUUCUUACCAGGCGACAGCUUCCUAUAACAGCCUGUCUGUGCACAACGCAAACAACGGAACAAGCCCCUUCAGUGCCAAAUCAGAGCCCUCAGGACGGACUUCGCUCUCCGGUAGCGCGGCGGCGGACUCGGUGAAACAUAUGAGCAUCAUCGUGAACAGUAUUGACCCUUCCAGUUUCUCCGUCCCUUCCCUGGUGCACCCUUUGGCGGACCACUCCCUCGCCCCGCACAACGCGGUCUCUUCCCUGCCCCUUUGUUUCGACAAAUCGGAAGGGAAAAAACGCAAGAACUCAAGCGCUAGCAGCAAAGCCUGUAAAAUCACUAAAAUGCCUGGAAUGAAUAGUGUUCAUAAAAAGAGCACAGCCAAUCUCAUUUCUCCGGUGCCGGAUACGCCAAACAAUGCCAUCUCUCGACCGAUUGGGAAAAACAGUGGUGUAGCUUUGUCCCAGUCCAGUCCUUCAAGUACAUCAAAUCUAAUGCACAACAAACAAAAAACGUUAAAUCGGCCUGGUAGGAUAAGGACUCUUCCAUGAAUAAGGAGAAGAACCAUCUCUAUAUUUUUGCAGCCCUUCUCCAAGCCAGCUUAUUGGUUUCUGUGUCCUGCAGAUAUUUUUUCGUAAUUUUGUAUUAAAAUCGUUCCUUUUUUUUUCCCCCAUAAAAUUUGUAGUCAUGGUUUACUUUAAUUUCUUACAUGCGUUGGCCUCUGAUCUGUGCAAUCGGUCUUGAUUUUUUUUUUUAAUUAAUGCCUUCGGAAGGAAAUUUUCCUCUUUUCUUUUUUAAGUUAAUUGCAACAACGGGAGCAGUGGACAUUUCGAAAUAAUGCCAUUUGUGAUUUAAAAAAAAAAAAGAAUAGAUUGAGCAAAACUAUUAUAUCUUCAAUUUGCGGUAACUUCUGUAUCAAAUAUUGUCCUCGGGUUUAAAAGAAAAUGUCCAUCCAUUUUGCUGACAUAAUGGCUACAAGUUUCAGUGUUUCUAGAUUCUUUCCACACACUGAAGGGUUAAUGCAUCUAGCUAUUGCCACUAUUAACAGGAAUAUUGUGUGAUCAUUUCCUCAUGCUUAGUUGAAGGGGCCAAGAAAAGGACUGCAGUCCUUGGUGAAAGACAGAAGUUGGACAUAACUGAAUUUGCAUCAGUAGAAUUGCACUGACAAUGUUUUUACAGGAAUUACUGAUUUUUUAAAAAAACAACAACAAAAGAUUUUUUUGUAAUCAGGAAACCAAUUAUACUAAGGUACUUACAAAAUUACUACAAAGGAAAUAACUUUUUCUUUCUACAGAAUUAAAAGUGCACUUAAAUGCCGGUUUAUUUACAUCUUGGGGAGAAAUGAAAACAAAUGCAAAUAGAUUUAUUAGCUUCUUUCCUUUUAAAGUAAAGGCUUACGGCAGAUUUUAAAACAUAGGAAAAAAAUGUUUAAUAACAGUAAACAAGGCUAGGCCUCUUUUGGGGGAAAUUAGAAAAUAUUCUCCAAAUAAUUUUUAUAAUGUUAUUGUAAUUUAUGUUUUUCUUAUACUUGGGAAGUGACAAGAGUAGUUUCAUGAACGAUGUGAAACUAAGAAAAUAUAAGCAAUGGUUGUAUUUUUCAUGUAUUUUGAGUUACGUUUUAUUGUACAUUCUUCAGAUUGGGGAAAAAAAUAUGUACAUAUCUUUAUUUUUGCACAAUUUUUUUGUCAUUGGUUGUAGGAACAGAGCCUUGUUUUUUAAAAACUAAUUUAUUUUGUGUUGUAUAGCUGCAGGAGUUAUCAGAUUUCAGUAGCAAAACAAUGCUCCGAUGAUCGAACUGCUGAUCUAUAUUUUUGAGGGGGAGGGGGGAGAAAAGAUACGAUGCAUAUGAAUUUUGAGUGGCUGCUGAAGGAACAAUUUAAUAAUGUCAAGACUUCCUUAGCUUAACAUGCAUCUAUUCUGUAGAAAGCUGGAUAUUUGUGGGUGUUUUGGAAUAACAUUCGUUUUAACGUUUCAUUUUCCGUGACUUAGAUCUCACAGAAUUUUGGAAACCUAAGUAUCAAAUACAACCCUCCACAUUUUGUCCCUUCACGUUUUUAUUUUUAAAAGUUCAUUUAGUUUAUAUAUACUAAAAUGGUAUAUAUAAUGCGGUUUUAAAAAUGGAAAGGACCAAUACAAGGACCAGCCUGUAUUGUAGUGUAGCAUUUGUUGAACUGGGUUUUUUCCCCCCGUCCUUUCCAAGCAUUUUCCAUUCUACACACCCAGCUUUCCAGAAAACGUGAUUUCCAGCAAUAGAGGCACAGAAGCUUUGGUCGUUAACACAUAACGCAAUGCAUAGGCCCCGUCAGCCAUAUUUUAAAAAAAUUAAAUUAAAUUAAAAAAGCAAACUUGGGUAACUUUGUAUGCCUUCUUUUGUAUCGAUGUUAACAAUUGUACAUAGUGCUGAUCAACCUUUGUAGAGAAUAGUUUAUACAGCAUAUUCUAUUAUUGCCGAUUCUCAGUGAACUCUUGUUUAAAAAAAAAAAAGAAGAAAAUUUUUUCUA